Molecule: messenger RNA, 1084 nt
Organism: Daphnia carinata
Lineage: Eukaryota; Metazoa; Arthropoda; Branchiopoda; Diplostraca; Daphniidae
Product: Fanconi anemia core complex-associated protein 24-like
Exons: 6
Coding region: 59-757 (232 amino acids)
Biological process (GO): interstrand cross-link repair
Cellular component (GO): Fanconi anaemia nuclear complex
Molecular function (GO): chromatin binding
Source: RefSeq, a predicted model, not a curated record
UUUCAAAGACGAAUACCAGAUGAAUUCAAAAGCGUGGUGGAAAAUACAUUGAAAACCAAUGGCUGGCGUUAAGCUAAUGGGUCAUAGUUCUGAUGAUGAUUUUAAGGGUUGCUCACCUCCUUUAAGCCAAAAACUUGUAAAAAGAAAUCAAAAAAUUCCAAACGGUCACAUUUUAGCAUCAUUGAAAUGGAGAAAUACUGCAGUUGUCCAGAAAAUGACAGAGAGUAUCAAGGUUUUAUUUUCUUCUGAUCUUGGCAUUGUUGAUUUCCAUCCAUCUGGAGACUGUGCAGUGAUUUACAUUUCUGCAGCUGAAAUGAUUGAAGGUCUUUUAUAUAAGAAACGGCUAGCUGGACUUAAAGCAGUCAAAGGAAUCCGAAAGGUCAUUGUGGCUGAAAGAACUUACCUGUCAUUACAACAAUUCUCCUCCCUUCAGCAGUUUGCAGUUCUAGAACUUGAAUUAGAUCUUAUUCCAGUCACGGAAAAUGGUCUUCAUAGCCUCUUAGUACAAAUGGUAUCUGCUGAAAAUAAAAUAUCAAAAAAUCCAUUCCUGCAGCCUUUAAAAAUUCCAGAUGAAGAGCUGUCAGCCCAUGUAUCAAUUGCUUUAAAAAAUAUUCCAAAAAUUGGGGAAAAGAAAAUUAUGAUGCUGGUGGAGAGAUUUGGUUCAUUGCAUAACAUUGCAAUAGCUUCAGUUGAAGAUUUGUCAUCUUUGCUUGGUGCUUCACCUGCACAACUAGUAUGGGACUAUUUUAACAAAUGAAGUGACAUUGUCAGUCCUUCCAAUCAUCAUCGUCGUCAAUAUCCAUAAAAGAACAAUUAUUUGGAAUCACUUUUACGUCGUCGACAGAAAUAACAAAUUAUCGGAGGUUCGACCGAUCAAUUUACAACAAAUCAAGGUGCAGGUCAUCUCCCAAAAACGUUAAACUUAUUUUUUUUUUUGCACAGAUACAGGUGUGGCUAGAAUAUACGUAGUUCAAUAUUGGGUUCAAAAUUGGACGUGAAGAUACAAUUAUGAGCUAUCGGCAUCUGAACAUAGAUAACCACGAAAAAGGUCUAAAAAAAAUGCCGCACUGUUACACGAACAAAA